Ictalurus furcatus (blue catfish) is the source of this 2905-nucleotide messenger RNA. RefSeq names its product PTK6 protein tyrosine kinase 6b (gene ptk6b). The transcript has 8 exons. The record is from RefSeq and is a predicted model, not a curated record. The coding region runs from base 345 to 1865 and encodes 506 amino acids. Gene Ontology annotation, cellular component: extrinsic component of cytoplasmic side of plasma membrane. Gene Ontology annotation, molecular function: non-membrane spanning protein tyrosine kinase activity; ATP binding; signaling receptor binding. Lineage: Eukaryota; Metazoa; Chordata; Actinopteri; Siluriformes; Ictaluridae. Gene Ontology annotation, biological process: protein phosphorylation; cell surface receptor protein tyrosine kinase signaling pathway; innate immune response.
AUGGUACACCACAGGCACGUUCACAAGAAAGGUAACGACUGAUCCCUGUAUUUCUGAGUGUAUGCAGUAGGUUAAGGUUUUAUCUACGCAUGAAGGGUUUUAUUGUUCACUGCGCUAAUUUACUGAACUAUAUGCAUGGCUUCCCGUUAGCUGUUACGCAGUGUUACGUGCGUCCUGCGCGUGUAGGCGUGGUGGAAAUGAGGAAGUCUGCAGACUUCUUUUACCUUAUAUCAUUUCCCUCUGAUCAGAAUCGUUCUUUGAAUUCUCCCUGUCUCUAAGAAGUGCGUGUGUUUUGGUGAUUAACCGGGGCGCGUCUGCAUAGAGAGCGCACCGUAGAGGAACACAUGGAGGACUGUUUGAAGAGAUCGUGCCCGUGUCUCCGGUCACUAUGGGACCGAAUGUUCAAAAGCGACAAAAAGAACGAGCUCCAGAGGAAAAGUUCGAACAGCGGUCCCAUCAAAUCGGUCAGUGAUCCGGAUUCGGAGCAGCGCUACAACACGUCACCCAGCGAGUACAAAACGCAGCCUGUAGACCCGGAGCGCGCCGUUUAUAUAGCAAUAUGGGCUUUCGAAGCGCGCGACACCGACGAGCUGUCGUUCGAUGCAGGAGAUCGGUUCCGCGUCGUGGUGCGCUCGGGGGACUGGUGGACCGCCAGCAAACUGGACCCGAGCGGCCGCGUGCUCGCCACCGGAAUUGUGCCGCGCAAUUUCCUGGACCGCGCCGAAUCGGUUUCGUCGCAACCGUGGUUCUUUGGCAAAAUGAAUCGGAUUGAGUGUCUCAGUCACCUCAUGACAGGUCAAAACAAAGAUGGAGCUUUCCUGAUACGAGUUAGUGAGACUGACAAUGUGGGCCAUGUACUCUCAGUUAAGGUAAAAAACAAAGCAAAGCACUUCAAGAUCUAUUUCUCAGAGAGCAAAUUCUAUGUGGAAGAGUCCUGUAGCUUCUACAGUUUGCUGGAUCUUGUACAACACUAUCAGAGUCAUCCUCUGGCCUCUGUGGACAAACUGGAAAAGCCCUGCGUCAGGAGAAAGCCCAAGCACCAUGACCUGUCUCACAGCACAGUGGACAUGUGGGAACUUCCUAAAGAGGACUUCACUCUGGAGGACAAGCUGGGAUGUGGUUUUUUUGCUGAUGUUUAUCGAGGCAAGUGGAAGAACCAAACCUACGUGGCCAUCAAAGUUCUCAAGAACAACAAUUCUCUGAACCAGCAAACAUUUCAGAUGGAGGUUGAGGUUUUAAAACAGUUGCGUCACAACCACCUUAUCUCCCUCUUCGCAAUAUGCACUUCCUCCACCCCCUAUUACAUUAUUACUGAGUACAUGGAGAAGGGAAACCUGCAGAGUUUUCUCCGCAGUCGAGAGGGCAAUGCUUUAGACCUGGAAAUCUUGACUAACAUGGCAUGCCAGGUGGCUGAUGGGAUGACUUACCUGGAGGAUCACAAUAGUAUUCACAGAGACCUGGCAGCUCGCAAUGUUCUUGUUAGUGAAGGAUACCUGUGCAAGGUGGCUGACUUUGGUUUAGCACGGUUUAUUAAGGAACCGGUCUAUUUGUCGAAUGAUAAAAAGAUUCCAUACAAGUGGACAGCUCCUGAAGCCAUCGAACACGGCCGUUUCUCUAAUAAAUCUGAUGUCUGGUCUUUUGGCGUUCUCUUACAUGAGAUUUAUUCUCAUGGCGCAAAUCCUUAUCCAGGUAUGAGGAACAAAGUUGUAGUUGAUGAGCUCAAACGUGGCUACAGGAUGCCUGCGCCUUCCAAAUGUCCUGACUUCAUCUACAAGAUUAUGCGGUCCUGUUGGAGCGAGCAGCCAGAGGAUCGGCCAACUUUUAAGUGGCUGAAAUCUGAGCUUCAGGAGUACAUUAACAUUUAGCUCUGUAUAUCCUGUGUGUAUAUAGUGUACCUAUUUUUUUGUCAGAGAAAUGUAUAGCGUAUGAUAUGGUCUUUGACAUUGUAAAGUUGCUGUGUAAAGUUUGUUUAAUCUCUUAUGGAUUUAAGACAGUAGCACACAUAUAACCCCAAUUCCAAAAAAGUUGGGACGCUGUGUAAAAUGUAAAUAAAAACAGAAUGCAACGAUUUGAAAAAUUGGGGAACACAUGCUUAAUGAGUGAAAAACACAAAUUAAUGACUAGAAAAGUCAUUAACUAACUUACAACUUGUUGGUGAAACCUUACUUUCAAUCAGCUUAUCUCAGCCGAGUGAUUUAAACCAUAGUUUCUGAACCUUGGAGUACCCCGGGUUCUACAGGCUUUUCACUGCUCCCAAUACACUUAAUCUAAUUAAUCAGCUAAUUAACAGUCUUUCCUGGGUUGAAGUAAGUGUGUUAGAGCAGGGAAACACUAAAACGCGAAGGACAGGGGAUACUCCAUGACCAGGGUUGGGAACAUGUGAUUUAAGCUUAAAGCAAUACCGCUCCUGCUCCUGCUGCAGAUGAAUUAGCAUGUUUUAUUUGAAGAUGCUAUGCACUCUUACUAUCUGCCUCUUGUAUUUUUUAAUCAUCAUUGCUAUUUUAUGAUCUAUUGAUACUAUGUGUUUAGAUUUUAAUUGUUGACCAACAAAAAAUCUAACUUGGUUGGUAUACUCACUGAGAAUGUUCUGUGCCGAGAGACCCUGACUGUCCCAAAGAGCUCCAAACUACAUUUCCACUAGAGGAACUAUUGCCAAUUUAAGUUCUUAGGCUGUAGUCUAUAUUUAUGGCAGACUAGGAACCGUUGCAGUGGAGGUUGCUGUACCGAACAUCACUGAUUGGACUUCACAGAGUGAUUAACCUUCUUACCUGUGUUUAACUUUGAGGAUAUUCUGUGCACUUCAGAUGUGCAUGACUGCUGCUGCUUUUAAAAAAAAAAUUAUUAUAUUAAUAUUAUAUUAUUAUUAUUAUUAUUAUUAAAAUGAUUAUAUUUAUUAACAUCACAU